Messenger RNA from Closterium sp. NIES-65, 2148 nucleotides. NCBI's taxonomy places the organism in Eukaryota, Viridiplantae, Streptophyta, Zygnematophyceae, Desmidiales, Closteriaceae. The record is from the annotation of a GenBank genome assembly.
AUGCACGAGGCUGAGGUGAACGAAGCAGCGAAGGGGUUCUCCCUUCCGCUCGGCACUCCGCUGGACGUUUCCCUGCCGCAGGAUCUAUCAUGGGAGGGGCUGACUAGUACCUCCCUCAAAAGAAUCUUCUCGCCUCAUCAUCCCUCUCGUCGGAUACGCGCGUCUCUCUACCACAGCCGCGUGCUUUUGAAGCUGCUACUCUGGUCAUCCCUUGCCCUUCCCAUCUCCCUCCCACUCCCUCCAGAUUGCGCCGACAUUUUCGCCGCAGGAACAACUCUCCCAUUGCCUCUUGCCACAGCAACCGAUUACGACGAAGCAGGCAGAGCGAGAGAGACGGCCUCGCGCGGGUACAAGCGCGAGGACGGCGUCUGCUGGAGCCGCGCCGAGAUGGCAUGCUACGCGGGCAUAGCAACCGCCGGCUAUCCCACGAGAGGCGCCGCUGAAGCGUGCGUGCAGCCGCAUGUGUCCGGGGCGCUUGAGACGAAACUGCGGCAGCACCACCGGUACCGGCGAGAGUGCCUGCGGCAGGAGCCGAUGCCUCAGCUGCGCGCCACGCUGCUAGCCGGAAACCGCACUGCCUGCCGCUACCUGCUCUACCACCAAACUAUAGACGGGCAGGGCAACCGGCUCAUGUCGCUCGUCUCCUCGUUCGCGUACGCGCUGCUGACGGAUCGGAUUCUCCUGCUGCUGUCUCGCAGUGGGCCCGCUACAGAGUUCUGUGAGCCGUUUGAGCAUGAGGCGUCGUGGGUACUGUUCGAUGGGCCGGAGGAAGAAGGGGAGGAGUAUGCCAGGGUGCUUCGGUCCAGAGUGGCUAAGGAGUGGAGGAGCGCGAGGGAGGGAGAGGAGGCAUGGGCGUCGGGUGACAAGCUGCCACCACCAAUGCUACGCCUCGACAUCAACCAAGCAACCACCCCGUCCGGCUUCUUGUUCUUCUGCGAGGCAGAGCAGCAGUGGCUCUCCCACACGCCCACAUUGCUCCUCACUUCCAACCAAUACUUUCUCCCCGCGCUCUACCUCCUCCCCUCCUUCCGCCGCCUCCUCCUCCUCCUCUUCCCUGCCCACAUGCCCUUCCGCUCCCUCUCCCGCCUGCUGCUCUUCCCCCGCAAUCGCAUCUGGGCGGGAAUCACCCACCGAUACCACACCCUAAUCGCCCCGGCGCCAGCUCGUGUGGGCCUGCAGGGGCGCUUUUCAACGCAUGCAAAGGCGAGCACAGUAGCUUGGUACACUGAUGCUAUGGGGCGUUGCAUGCUGCAAGCUCUCAACUCCUCCACCGUGCAGAGAGCAAGGGGGAUGCGGCUUGCCAGGGAGGCGGCUUUGAAGGGAAAUCAGGGUCCUUUUGAGAUGCACUGGGGACGGGAUAUGCGAGAGGGAGAGGGAGGGGCAGAGGGAGUAGGCUCAGCAGGGCGGGGCACUAGUGGGAGCACUGGGCACGGGGUGGGAGGUGUGGCUGAGAAAGGUGCGUUACGCGGUGGUGGGUUCAAUCCAAUGGCUAGAACAGCGAGUGAUGGUGACAGGAGCAGUGGAGGUGGUAGUGGCAGUGGUGACUGCAGCGUGGGGGGUUCAUGGGGCAACGUGACUGAGGUAAUGGUAGCGUCUCUCAACCAAAACCUAGUCCAUAACCUCUCAGGGGUAGUGAUGGCCGAUGUGCCUGUAGCGAGAGUGACAGUGGGAAGUGACGCUGCUUGUGCUCCCAUGGAGGAUGCUCCUACAGAGGAAAAGCCACCACCCAGUGGUACCGCCUCCACUGCUGAUCCUGCUGCGCCUGCAGCUACUGUAACUCCCGCCGAUGACAAGGAGAACACCACCAAUACGGCAUCAGUAGACCGGGCCAUUAUCGACAUCUACACCCUCGCUCUUUUUUCCGAUGCACUUAUCAUCUCCAAGACUUCUACUUUCGGCUACCUCUGUGCAUCCCUCUUUGGAGUUCCCCAUGUUACAUUCGUGGGGCACACUUGCAUUCCCGCUGUUUCCGAGCCGUGCAUGCACUGGCCCCCCACCAAUGACCGAUGCCCUGAUGGCAAUCCACAGAAGCUGCAGGUGCUUCUGGCUGAGAAGCCAGAUGUGCCCCUCAUGCCCUGUAUGGACAGACCCAAUUCACUUGGGAUCAAGCCCUUGGACAGUGCACAGUGUUGGGCUGAGAUGCCCUAG